CUCUUUCUUCUCGUCAUUGUAAACUUAAAACAAACUCACCACCAAGAGCAAGAUCUAUUCUAAACUAUCUCUACAAAUUUCAAAAAAAAGUCUCUUCUCUUAUUGUUAUAGUUCUGAUCAUGAAUUCGAUGUUCAGUGCCUUCGACGCUCUUUUCGCAGAGCUCAUGGGUAAGAACCUCAUGGGUUCUUCGUUUAAUGCUACUACUACUACGGCCACCGCCGCCGCACCACAAACGCAAACGCAAAAGCAAAAGGAGGACAACGCAAGUAGCAAAAACAUUGGUUUGGUGAAGAAGACUCCUAGGUACGCUGUGGAGUUCGAUGGUCUUCACUGCUUCGAAACAAUAGUCCGUUCUUGAUUUGAUUUGUUUCUUGGUGCGCUAGCUUGGCUUCAAGAUCAGAAACUUUGUUCUGAUUUUUCUUGUUUUUUUUUUUCUUUAAUUUAAUUUUAUUCUAUUAAUUCAUUAUAACAUGUUGCUGUCAAAGUGUCAAUACGUUUUUGAAAUAUUCAUCGAUUUGAUCCGGUUACAUACUUUCUUGAUUCUUCGAUUUGUCUUCAUAUUUCUCCGGUUCCGGCUAGAUGAUGAAGGGGUGCGAAUUCGGUUUGAUUAAACUCGAACCAGAAAUAACAAAAUUCAAGUUUUGGUUC
This is a messenger RNA of Camelina sativa (false flax), 649 nucleotides long. RefSeq lists its product as uncharacterized. Lineage: Eukaryota; Viridiplantae; Streptophyta; Magnoliopsida; Brassicales; Brassicaceae. The record is from RefSeq and is a predicted model, not a curated record.